This is a messenger RNA of Coccomyxa subellipsoidea C-169, 1362 nucleotides long. RefSeq names its product SOUL-domain-containing protein. The coding region runs from base 52 to 726 and encodes 224 amino acids. NCBI's taxonomy places the organism in Eukaryota, Viridiplantae, Chlorophyta, Trebouxiophyceae, Coccomyxaceae. The record is from RefSeq and is a predicted model, not a curated record. The transcript has 5 exons.
AAACCUUGUUAGGAGUGUCUCAAUAAUUGAAAGCCUGUGCUUGGCGGAAAUAUGCAGCACCUCCAGUUCGCUGCUGCAGUCUUCAUAUUGUUGACUGCGCCCCUGUCACAAUCUGAAGCUUCAACCAGCACCAAAUCAGUCAACUCCUCAACACCAUGGUUCUGCCACGAAUAUGAGUGCGCGCCAUACACCGUCAUUGACAGGAAUGCCGACUAUGAAACAAGACAGUACUCUGCAGCCAACUGGGUGUCAGUCAACGUCCAGAACUACACCUACAGGCCUGCUCUCUCUGAGGGCUUUGCGCCCCUCUUUGAGUACAUCAGUGGAGCCAACCAGGAGGGUGUUAACAUUAACAUGACUGCUCCGGUGCUCGUCAAGAUCGCGGCGGGGGCAGGACCUUUCUGCACGAGCAAUUUUACCGUUUCAUUCUACGUGCCCACAGCCCAGGGAGACACCCCAGUGCCAACAGAUCGCUCUGUCUACCUCAACAGGCUGCCCCCAGCAACAUACUUUGUCUCGUCCUUUGGCGGAUACGCCGAUGACACCAGUGUCCCGGCGCAGGCGGCUGCACUGACUGACAAGCUGACAGCAAAUGGGGAGGUUUAUGACAGCUCACUGUUCUGGACUGCCGGCUAUGACGCCCCCUACAAGCUGAGCGGGCGCCACAAUGAGAUCUGGAUCCUGAAAAACGGCGAGGCAGCUGCCGUCAGAUCUGCUGCCGGAUGAGAUUUGACUUUGAAACUGAAUCUGAAGGGGAUCUCCUGCAACUCGGGGUACCACGUGGCAGCAGGUUCAAGGCUGUGGUGCCUGUGCCAGCCUUUCCGCUGCCUUACCGCCAUUUACCUGUACACAAGCUUUCCCCGUUUUGAGCCGGUGUACAUAGGCGGGAUCACUCCCGUAAUGGUUUACUGUCUAUACAGUAGCUUUUGUACAACAGAGUAGCUUUUGCAAACGAAUUUGAUUGGGGCUGUAAGAAAGGUUCUUUGAUGAAAAUUGAGCUGCCGCAUAGGCAGAAGGUGCGGUGAGGUCUGUGGAAGAUUGGAGAGAGCAGUCAAUGUACUUGGCAUGUUCAUUUUACCCAUGGAAUUCGACCUCAAAGCUCAACAGCUUUGUCGGCGCGCUGGAGGAGACCUGAUGGUCGAUAUGAGGCAUGAUCGCCUGAGCUUGAAGACCUUAGAGUGGCUAAGAAGUGCACUUCUUAGCAUGUCCUGCAGAUGCACAUGGAUAAAUGGUGCUUGCUGUUGGUAUUCCCUUUGUGUGUGCAUUGCUAUGUCAGGCACUGUCCUGCAUUGUUGGCAAAUAAUAUCUUAAUCGUCCUGCCAUAUGGCAGCACAUCAAGUAUGAUUAAGAUGUAGCAAGCAU